AUGUCAAGGAAAAGACGGUCGCUGGACGUAUCGCCCUUUUCCCAUCCAUGGACAGAUGACUUUUGGUCAUGUCACCCACCCAAAUGUCUUGAUGAAUGGUUGAUUCUCGAUAUUAGUAGAGCUAUCCGCAAUAAAAAUGGUUGGGAACACAAGCUUAAUGAUCCGGAGAUCGUUGCCAAAUGGAAGGCCGAGAUCGAAGAGCAAAAACCACAAUCGCAUAGCUUCGAAGAAGUAUUUGAGUAUGUCCUUCAAGAGCUCGAUUGGUAUAGAGCUCAACAAGAAGGCGAUCUAAGCAAAAGUGGCUUUAGAUACUCGAUUAAUACCUAUAUUCUCUACAGCGACAGGGCAGUAUCAGAAAGUACCAAUCAAAGAUUGAGAAUACUCGAGCUGAAAUUAGAAGCUUCAACCGCCAAAGAUUAUCAUCCGAAUUCCAAUGAUCUUGUUGUGGAUGUUGUACACCCGUCCUUAUAUCCAGUUGUAUAUGGACAAACAGAGGAGUACAAAAAUGGGGUUUUGUCUAAGAUUGAGUACACUGAAAAUAUUAAAUGCGUCAAGCGCCGAGUUUUGGAUUUUGGCGUAUCGCAGAAUUUCCAGUGGCUUCCUGCUAAGUUGGUGUAUGACAAGGACGCUGGCGGCUUUUGUUUUUCAUCUUACAUCAAUAAUCUACACCCAAUAGAUUUUGCAGAUCUAUAUCAUGAAAUAGAAAAUGUUUUCAACUCGUGCUUGUCAGGAUUAACCAGAUGUUUGUCUCAUUGCGCUUCUGAUGAAUACAUCAGAGUGGAAGUGCCUACCUAUGACGAUGCCUAUGACGAGAAGUAUCAUGAAAAAAGGGAGGAAAUAGACGAGCUUGAUCUAACACUUGACCAAGAGCUAGAGUACGAUCUCUUGUUGGAGCAAAUGAAGCCUGAGUUCGUCAAAAUAACAAUCCCGCUAUGGAAAGGGGGUCCAGCCAUUACGCCGUUCGACUUGACAUCUUUCGAUCACUUGAAAGUCAUUGUGAAGCUUGCAAAUAUUGAGUUGACCCCUGAAAAGCCCAGAUAUGACGGCGGGUCCUGGCACGUAGAGGGUACCAUCAAUAAGGACAUCGUUGCCACCAUCCUAUACUACUACGAUGUUGAGAAUAUUCAGGAUUCCAGAUUGUCAUUUGGAGAAUCGAUCGAUGAUCCUAAGGCUGAUCAGGGCGACGAGUUCUACUGCCAGUACUAUCAUGGUAUCAAUAACGAAGAUCUAAUGUUCAAGGCCGCUGGCUCAGAGGAGACAAAAAACGGCCGUGUAAUUGUUUUUCCAAAUGUAUUUCAGCACCAUGUCGAUGCAUUUGAAUUGGCAGAUAAAAAUAAGCCUGGCCACAGGAAAGUAUUGUGCUUCUUCGUGGUGGACCCAUACAAUCAACUAGUGAAAACAAGCGAGACAGUUCCGCCCCAACAAGAAGAGUGGAUCCAAGAUGAAAGAAUUAUUGAGAAGUAUUUUCCCGGAGCUAGUGGUCUCAAAUCCGUAUCGAGAGAUGAGGCGUUGAAGAACAGAGAGAAGCUAAUGGCCGAACGAAGUCUCGCCGUUAGCACUGAGAUUGAGGAGGGCUACGCUGCAUUUUACCGAAAGUUUGCUCUUUGCGAGCAUUAA
Molecule: messenger RNA, 1617 nt
Organism: Australozyma saopauloensis
Lineage: Eukaryota; Fungi; Ascomycota; Pichiomycetes; Serinales; Metschnikowiaceae
Product: DUF4246 domain-containing protein
Exons: 1
Coding region: 1-1617 (538 amino acids)
Source: RefSeq, a predicted model, not a curated record